UUUUUCUUCACAGGUAGUCAACACGACCCCGAUCUCUGCAUGGGUUUCUGUGGCGAGUGUGGUGCGAAAGACGAGGGGGGCAAGUUUUGCGCCGAAUGCGGUGCUCUAGCCAGCGGCAAUGCUGGUCUCUUUGGAGACGCAUCGGUUGCAAUGGCUCCGUCUGCACCUUCAGCUCCAACGUCCCACCGGAUCGAUGCCGAGCGAAAAGCGAUUGCCACUCGUGAAUUGGCGGAACAAGCACGUCAAGAUGCAGCCAAGGCAGCCCUUCUCUUCGAGGAAACGGAACGUCGACGGCUGGAAGAUUCCUACCGUCUCGAAGAGCAGCAUCGCCUCGCCCAAGCCGCAAGUCAGCGAGAUGACAUCAUGGCCCGGCAACGUGAAGCCCACGCGAAGCGAGAAGAAGCCGAACGCCAAGCAGAAGAAGCGAGAAAGCGCGCCAUAAAGCUCCGCGAAGACGCCGCCGCUGCCACGCGGCUGAUGGAAGAGCAAAACCGCCGUCGCGAAGAAGAGAACUUGAGGCAACUGGAGCAACAACGCCAGCUCGAGAUGGAACGUCUGCGAGCGUCUCAUUUAGCUGAAGCGGAUCGUGCUCGAAAGGCUCGGGAAGAUGCCGAGGCGAAAGCAAUGGAGGCGAAAGCCGCCGCCGAAGCGUUGCGCAGCAAAGCAAUGGCUGCAGCAGCAGCGUUGGAGGAGCAACGCCGGGUACAGCAACAAAAAGCGCUUGAACGAGAGGAAUCUCGGCGGUUGCGGGAAGAGCAGCGAGAGCGCGAUGCACAGAUUGCACGGGCCAAUGAGGCGCGAGCGCAACGAGAAGCCGCUGAACGCAAUGCUGAAGCAGCGAGAGCCAAAGCCGAGCAGCUUCGGUUGGACGCAAUCACCGCCGAAGCAAACCGAUUACAAAAACAAUCCAGCUUGCUCCACUUGCAACAGCAGCAACAGUUUGCCACUUUGUCAACCAGUAGCGUUCGCGACUUGAGUGUGUCGAACGCGCCGUGUUCGCAAUGCCAGGCUCCAUGCAAAGCCACCCAAAAAUUCUGCCCCAAGUGCGGAUUCAAGCGCGUCGAUUCGGACAUGGUCAAACUUUCUCCUGCGGCUCCAGUGCCCUCCAAGAUAGACGUGUCGUGCGCUGCCUGCAAUGCGGCACUCAAACCGAACCAAAAAUUUUGCCCAAAGUGUGGUGCCCCAUCAUCGUCAUCGAGUGCACCGGUGCUUCCUCCGGCUAGCACGUCGACAUCCUUUCCUGCCGCCGUACCCUCGCCAGUACGAACGUGCGCUUCGUGCUUUGCACCUCUCAACGGGACCCCCAAAUUUUGCCCAAAGUGUGGCGCCCCAUCUGGUGCAGUAGCACCUCCUGCUGCAGUGGUUGCGGCUCCACCUCAGUCAUCGGUAGCCCUCGCCGGUGCCAUUCCCCUAGUGUCAGCCACGUCCGGAGGUCUACCUUGCCCCCAGUGUCGCUUUCAAUGCAAACCAUACGCAAAGUUUUGCCCUGGAUGUGGUGCGAAAUUCGGACAGCUCACGCCAGACCAAAUCGCUGCUCGUCAAGCUGACGACGACGAAGUGCGACACAACAUGGCUCACGCCCAAGCCAGACUGGAUGCGCAAAGACAAACGGAGCAGCUCCAUCGCGCGUCAGCGUCGUCCCUGGCAGCUCAAGCGGCCCAACAAGCUACGUCACGUCAACCGCCCCCGACAUCCUCGAACUACUCGCUAUUUUAGUGCAUCGUGACGAUGGAAACGAACGUAGUGUCGGCGUAAAUGACUUGUGCAAACGCGGAUUUCUUGUAUGCGUCAUGCUUGAAUCGGGUUCAAUGAGUCAUGGCCAUUGAAUCGGUUGGAGGGUGGAUGCCCUGGUCGUCAGUACCGUUGCCCAG
Molecule: messenger RNA, 1871 nt
Organism: Aphanomyces invadans
Lineage: Eukaryota; Oomycota; Saprolegniomycetes; Saprolegniales; Verrucalvaceae
Exons: 3
Coding region: 40-1716 (558 amino acids)
Source: RefSeq, a predicted model, not a curated record